This is a messenger RNA of Aspergillus calidoustus, 1142 nucleotides long. NCBI's taxonomy places the organism in Eukaryota, Fungi, Ascomycota, Eurotiomycetes, Eurotiales, Aspergillaceae. The record is from the annotation of a GenBank genome assembly.
CAUAUAGAGAUGAAUAACUAUGUCUAAAUUUAUCCUGCAUAAGCAGUUGCCCUCUUACAACCGAAUUGCUUUUCCGCAUCUCUGGCAAGCAAAGAAUACCUCGACCACUGUUCACAACAAUGCCCACGAAUAGCAACUACGGCUCCGCCCUCUCCUGCACAAUUGAAUUUCUCCAGCCACUGCUCAAGAAACAUAAACAGGAACAAAAGCAGAAACGCUCUAAUAUACCAUUCUUCCUGGCGAUCUCAGGUCCCCAGGGUAGUGGCAAGAGUACCCUUGCCGAAGCUCUGUGCCACACGUUAUCUCAAAGCCCAUAUGGACUCAGUGUCGUGCCACUAUCGGUUGAUGACUUCUACCUGACAAAAGAGGAUCUCGAUCGCCUAUUAGAAGUUGAUCCCGCCAACAAACUCGUAUCGGUUCGCGGGCCACCUGGCACACAUGAUACUAUAAUUGCCGCACGAACUAUGGAGGCACUGGCAGGCAUCAAUUGCCCCAAUAACAGCCGGACAGUAGCGAUACCCAGAUAUGAUAAGAGCGCCUUCGGCGGCCGUGGUGAUCGACAUCCGCCAAGCAAAUGGACCACAAUUCAAGCACCAGUGGACGUGGUGAUAUUUGAAGGGUGGUGUGUUGGCUUCCAGAGUUUGCCCGAUCAAGACCUAGAUGAAGUCCUGGAGCAGGCUGCGGCAGAAGCCGCACACAUUACAGCUGGAGAGAGCCGGUCUUCGGAAGGCAAAGCGAGCAUUGCGCCAUUAUCAGAACACAGCUCCAACAGCUUGCGAUCCAUGAAGAGAGCGUUGGGAAAUUAUACCUGCGGUGCUGGAGUGACGGCGUUCACUUGUAAGGUAAAUUGGGGGGCAUUCAUUCAUCUUGACCCUACAGAAUUGAACAAUGUAUUCCACUGGAGGCUGGAACAGGAGCAACAGCUGCGAAAAUUAAAGGGUACGGGUAUGACAGAUGAGCAAGUUGAAGCCUUCAUCAAAGUUUACAUGCCUGCGUAUCUCCUCUACAUGGACAAUCUAAGGAAGGGUGUUGUUUCACGGGGUAGGCAACUCAGGUUGAUUCUUGGUCCUGAAAGGGACUUAACCGGAAUAGAGAUUAUAGAGUAGUUCUUAACUAAAUCAAUCCCAUUCGAGGAUAUAAGC